AUGAGUAAAUUAAUGGACUUGAUAGCUAAUACCAAUGGGACCGGAUACAAUUUACCCUUGAUUUUGGCCGUAGUGUGGAUUGUAAGGCACGAUUUUGCUGUCUAUACCAUCUCUCCCAUAACCAUGGGCCACUUUUCCACUAGCCUGGCCAGUCGACAAAUUCAAAAUGAUUUGAUGGAUGAAAUUCUUAGGAGGACAAUGAAUCCCCAUGGAAUUAUUCGGUAUUUGGUGGAAGGUGAAACAUAUCCCAUACUGGAAUCACAGCGUUACAUGAACAAAGAAGGUUUGGGUGAACUAUAUUACAAAUACUACGCCAAAAGAGAGAAGUCCAUAUGGUUUAUAGAUAGCCCAAAAGCCUAUAUAAAUUUUGAAAAAAACCUCCUGGAUAAAAAUCGCAAUUAUCAACGUAAUGGGUUUUUCCUUUUAGUCUAUACCGGCCAUGAAUGCGAUUGCAUGACCAGCUUUAAACAACUUUUCAAGCGUCUGUUCGAAUUGUAUGUUACCAAUGUCAAUAUACUGCUAAUGAUUGGCAAACAUGCAUAUCUCUAUACCUAUUUUCCAUUUCGAGCCCAUAAAUGUCAUUCUUUUGAACCCGAAAUGUACAUCUCAUUUCGAGGCAUUGAAAAUAACGGAAAUUUUAGCACAGCUAAAUCUUUCUAUCCCAGCAAAGUGAUUAACAUGCAUGGCUGUCCUCUGACUAUAGUUACUUGGAAUUUCCCUCCGUACAUCUUUGUGGAUCGUGAUGAGAGUACUGGGAAAUUAUUGGCUUUGCGAGGCUUGGAGGGUUCUUUAAUAACCCUGAUGGCAGAACGAAUGAAUUUUACUAUAGAAAUUAAAACACCUAAACAGCUGAAUAUAGGAGAAGUGUUUGAAAAUGGCACUGUAACUGGAGCACUGGGAAUGGUUGCUAAUCGCGAAGCCAACAUCACAAUUUUUUCAUACGUAUAUACUGCAGCUCAAUCUGAGGCCAUGUUGGCCAGUGAAAGCUAUACCACAAUACCUUAUGUUCUGGCUAUAGCCAAAGGUAGACCACUCACACCAUUCGAGCGUUUGGUGAAACCUUUUCACUACAUUAUCUGGAUAUGUUACAGCUCCACCUUAUUCAUAGCAGUGGUGUUUAUUUACAUGCUACGCUUUAUUGGGAAGACCAGGAUCAUAAACUUGGUACAAGGUGAUCGCAAUCAAACGCCACUAACCUAUCUACUGUCCAUACUCUAUGGAAUAUCAAUACAUAAUAAUAUACCUUAUGGAAAUUUUGCACGUUUUCUAUUCAACUCCUGGGUGUUGUACAACUUGGUGUUGAGAUCAGCUUACAAUGGAGAACUUUUUAAAAUGUUACACGAUGGCACUACUCACAAUGAUAUUAAAACCAUCGAACAGGUGGUGCAGAAAAACUAUACGAUCUACACUUUUGCUUCCUUGGCGGAAAUCAUUAAACAAAUACACCCCAAGGCAAACUUGAAACCUUUUCAAGGGAAUUAUAGCCUCGAGAGCACCAUGCAGCGAAUUGGUGAUGAAAAUAACCAAGAAAAGAUAGCGGUUUGCCUAUUAAAACUUACCAUUCAAUACUACAAUCAAAUGAAUCCCACGAAAAGGGUGAGGAUAUUGCCACAGAUAUUGUUAACUUCACCGCUAAUAUUCUUCAUGCCACGUCACAGCUUUUUGCGAUUACGUGCCGCAUCAUUUGUAUUGAAAACACGUCAGUCGGGACUGAUGAAACGCUAUCGCACAUUGAUAGUUUAUGCCGCAUCUAAGAAACAACGACAACACGGUGAUGCAGCAAAUCUCUCGAUGAGUGUGCUAAUGGGCUUAUUUUAUAUCUAUGGAGCUUUAAUGAUUUUGUGUAGUUUUGUGUUCAUACUGGAAAUGCUAUCCGAAAGGUAUCGAAAGUUGCAAAUAUUAUUAGAUUUUUUAAAUAUUUAA
Messenger RNA from Stomoxys calcitrans (stable fly), 1923 nucleotides. RefSeq lists its product as uncharacterized. NCBI's taxonomy places the organism in Eukaryota, Metazoa, Arthropoda, Insecta, Diptera, Muscidae. Gene Ontology annotation, molecular function: ligand-gated monoatomic ion channel activity. The transcript has 3 exons. The record is from RefSeq and is a predicted model, not a curated record. Bases 1 to 1923 code for a protein of 640 amino acids. Gene Ontology annotation, cellular component: membrane.